Molecule: messenger RNA, 3685 nt
Organism: Dermatophagoides farinae (American house dust mite)
Lineage: Eukaryota; Metazoa; Arthropoda; Arachnida; Sarcoptiformes; Pyroglyphidae
Gene: Nup133
Product: nuclear pore complex protein Nup133
Biological process (GO): poly(A)+ mRNA export from nucleus; transcription-dependent tethering of RNA polymerase II gene DNA at nuclear periphery; protein import into nucleus
Cellular component (GO): nuclear pore outer ring
Molecular function (GO): structural constituent of nuclear pore; protein binding
Source: RefSeq, a predicted model, not a curated record
UCCGCGGUAGUUUUUUUUCACAUGCAUUCAUGCUUUUGAUUCGAAAUUCUAAAAAUUUUAAAAUUGGCAUUAGCAUUUCAUAAAUAUGUCAGCAAAAUCAAAACUGAACAUAUCUUCGAAUAACUUUCAUGGCAAUUCAUCGUCAUCAUUGGUAGUAAAAGAUUUUCCAUCAAAACUUCCUUAUCGUAUUAUUGAAGCUCUUUCUACACCAAAUUUAGCAUCGAAAAAUUUGACAGCACGAAUAUCUCGUGAUGGCUGGGCUUGGUUCGUUGUUGGACGUAAAUUAUUCAUUUGGCGAUAUCUGGAUGAUACGAUUAGCAAUAAACCAAAGACUACCAAAUGUUAUGAAUUACUAUUGCCGGCUAGUGAUAUUGCACACAAAGCUGAACUAGUUUGUGUAUCGAAUUCGAUGACCCAUUAUCAACAGCAACAACAGAGCCGAUUUCCUAGUGCCAUCGCUGUAAGCCCUGAAGGUUCGAUCCGAUAUUGGCCAAGUAUAUUUCAGGAGAAUGAUGUUUAUGACGCGAUCGUCGGUGCCGAUCUGAACGGCCAAGAAUGUCAAAUUUUAAUAGAUAUUCGUCCGUUAGGAUGUAUACUAGGCACUACCACCAAUUCGUUAGCUCACAUUUAUGUUGAUUAUCGAUCGCGCCAAGAACCAAAUCAAUCACCGAUCAUAUGCCAUACGUUGAAGAUUCCGCAGAGUUUAUUCUCUGGUAUUGGCCGAAAAUUUAGUUCAUUCAUAUAUGGAUCAUUACCAACUGCAAAUUAUUCGGCCGAAUCCAGACAAAUUUUACGCAUUAUUCGUAACGAGCCAUUAGAUGAUAAUGAUGAUGUUUUACCGGUCUUUAUUCUAGCUUUACACAAUUGUUCCAUUCAAAAAUGGAUUAUUGAAGAUUAUGAUGGUGAAAAUUUUUGUGGUCGAAUCGAUUUAGAAAAACAUUUAAAAGAAGCUUUCAUCAACAAAUUUUGGGACCGUACAACAACGCAUCAUAAUCAGAUUUCCAUUUGGAUCAUGGAUAUUGCAUUGAAUCGAUUCAAUGAGAUAAUGCUGUUGGUCAUGUGUAACAAUUCUGAUGUGCCAAAUGAUAAUCAUUUUGCUUUGUUUUCAUUAAUGCCCGAUUUAUAUCCAUUAGAUGGAUCACCCCUUGAGUCACAAUAUUCCAGUUCGCCUAUAAAAUCAGCUCGAUAUUUAACCGACAUUCGUUUAUCAUUUAAUGAACUUCUUUUACAAUCACGUUCACCAUCAGCACCGUCUUUGUCUCAAAAUCGUCAAUUCAAUCUUAUCUCAAUGAUGGAUUCACAAAUUUGCUAUAUUUUCAAUUCAACUCGUAUUUAUAAGGUUAAUCUUAACAAUCAAGAUUCUAUUGAAGAAAUCGAUUUAGAAUCCAUGAAUGACUUUUUGUUCGGCGUCAAUCGAAUUGAUCAAAAUCUUCUAUUAUUAACCUUUAAGAAUGGAUUCCUAUCUGUUGAAUGUCAAACGGCAGAUUCGGUCUCUUCAAAACAAUUAUCUGCAUCGGAUCGAGAAUUCAUACAUUCUAAUCAAACUGAUAAAUUAUCCUUGCUAAAACGAGCGUUACAAUUUUUUAUGAAGGAUGAUAAAACCCGUGCUGAAUUACUUGUACACGAGACGUUUCCGUUCAUCCGAACAGAACCAGCGGCUGAAAUUAAACAACCUAUAAAUACAACAGAAUUGGAUGCGACUGUCUGUGCACUCAGCACGAAUAUCUGUGACCAGAUACCGCAUGCUGAUCCACGAUGGUCAACUUUUAUUGAUAAUGAAAAUUGUUUUGAUCUACAGCAGCCGAAUCAGAAACAACAAGAGCCUCCUGGUUCUGUUAUCAUUGGGACACAAUUAGAGGAGAAAAUUUUGACACACAAUUCAUUCAUCGAAUUGCAAAAAAGAACAGGUAUAUGGGAUUCACUAACAUCGCUGACAACUUUCAAAUCCAUUUUGCCGACCAAAUUGAUUCUUUGUGAACAUUCGGAAAAGCUACUAGUUUGUAUGGCACUUUGGAAAUUGCAUCCACAUUACGGUACCAUUCUUGUAAAUGCAAUUAAAAAGGUUUUGGAUAAACGAAAAGGCACCGGAGUGUUAAAAGGAUUCGAUUCACAUAGUCAUCUAACUAAUCAAGAUUUAUUCUAUCGUGAAGUGACCAAAGUGGAUGAAUUAUUCUGGCAGCUAGUCGAGAUAGAAGAAACACAAUUCCAAACAGGUCAUACAUAUGACGAACAAUUGAUCAUUUCGAUAACGGAUAUAAUGACCUCAGUGUUUGCUGAAGUAUGUCGAUAUCGACAAAUUAAUGGUGUUAUUUAUCAAUCAGCAGUGGUUGCCGAUUGUGAUUAUGUACCAUGGUCAUCCGAACAACGGAUAAGCGGUGUUCGAGAUGUUUGGAUCAAACAAUUUGAUUUACUCAUUCGAUGCUUCCGAGUCGAUGCGCAAUGUCAUAUGAUUGGUGAUGAAGAACGAUGGAUUUUUGUUGGACAAAAACUUGCUGAUUUAGCCGACAUUAUACUUGAUAGUUUUGUAUGUCAACUCGGUUAUCUUAAUCCAACGAAUGAAAAAUUUGCAACACUACGGCGAGCUUUUGAAAUGAUCCGAUAUAAAUGUCUUGAACCAUUGCUUCGAAUAAAACAAUAUGAUCGUGCUGCUGAAUUAGCCGAAAAAUACGAAGAUUUUGAUAUACUCAUCAAAAUAUGUGAAGCAUUGGACAAUCAAGAACAGCUCAAACAUUAUUCACAACGUUUUGCCGAAAAGGGAUUUGCCGAAUAUCUAUUCGAAUGGUAUUUGAAAGAAGGAAAGCAAGGUAAAAUGUUAUCAUCAUCGACAACAGCUAAUAAUCAAAAAUUGGAUGCAUUUUUAUCCAAUCAUGAUUCAUUGAAAUGGUUACAUCAAUUGCAUUCACAUCGAUACAAAGAAGCAAGUUCAACAUUGAAAAAACUUGGCCUAUUUGAAGAGAAUUGUGUUGCACGUAGAAAAACAAUGCUUAGCAUUGGUAAAUUGGCAUUGAUUGCAAGUGGUGAUACGAAUUAUUCAGAUUUUGAUGAUCAACUUUGUUUUCUUCAAUAUCAAUCCGAUCUUUCUGAUUCUUUGUUACAAAAAAAUGGUCUUGAUCGUAAAACAAUGUCUGUUUUUCCACCCAAACAAUUGGUCGAUAUUUUGAUUUCAGGUGUCGAAGGUCCAAAUGAAGAAUUGAAAAAUUUUCAAAAGGCCCUUGAAAUUGCUGAAAUCGUUGAACGACGAUAUUCGAUUGAUCUUCAUCGUCAGAUCUUGUUUAAAAUCUGGCAAAAAGCAUUCGAAAAAGAUGAAUGGAGCAAAUAUUGCACUGAUAAUUUGGAAUUGUUCAUUAAAAAAUCGUUUUUCUAUCAAUUGGCCAUCACUUAUUAUGGAGACGAAUCAAAAAAAUUACCCGAUAUUGAAGCAUUGGCUGAAAACUUUUCGUUGGUUAAAGAAAAUCAAAAAGCUGCCUAUUUCCUACGUGCCGCAUAUGAAAUGAUUCUAUAGAAUCAAGUACUAAUAAUUGAAUUAUCGCCAAUAAUUGAUUAUCAUUUCUUAACAUGACGUCAUGCUCAUAAUUUCAUUUCUUAAAUUUAAUUUGGAAUUUCAAAUCUAAUAAUGAUAAAGUGAGUGGAAACUGUUAUGAGUAAACAGCCAAUAAAAAGCAGAAUCAAAGUUUUCAAUUUUCAA